This is a messenger RNA of Acaulospora morrowiae, 966 nucleotides long. The record is from the annotation of a GenBank genome assembly. NCBI's taxonomy places the organism in Eukaryota, Fungi, Glomeromycota, Glomeromycetes, Diversisporales, Acaulosporaceae.
AUGAACAUGAUGCGUAUAAACAGGUUUGAUGGCAAACCCACCAGAGCAAAAUCAUAUGCAAAAUGGAAGAAUUUUAGCCCGGGAAGAUUGAGUGAAUCUCGUGAAAUUUUUGGAUCUUUGAAAGUGGUUGUUGAUCAGAGAUUGUUCAGCGAUUCAGGGAGUUGCUUGCGAAACACACAUUGCAUUGUGAUGUUUGUGAAUGCAUACGAAACGAGUAUUACAUGGAAUGCAAAUUGCGAUGUCAAGAUCUGUUGGAAGUCCACGUUUUACUUCCAAGAUGAUUCCAGAAGAUUGCUUUAUUCGGUGUAUCCGGCGAGCGAGGAAGGAAAAAAAGUUUUUUUUUGGAGUUUACCGUCCACCAUCUGUAGUGAUGAAAGAAGCUUACACGUAAUAGUGGCGCAAUACGAUCCCAGGAAUACACCACGCAGUUCAUGCAAUCACCCCAUACCACUUGCAUUGCUCGCCUGCCAAUUUCGUUAUAAGAGUCCGGCUUACGUGGUUCACGAAGUGAUCCAACGACUGACAUUUACCGCGGGAUCAUGUGAUUCCGUUCUCAAGUGUUCACAACGACCUUUGAAAAACGCUUCCCUGCCCAACCUCCCUCAUUUCAUCAAGGACAUCACCGAGAAGUCAAAGGUCACCGACAUCAUCAUGGUGGUCGGCUUGAUCUAUGUCCACAGGCUGAAAAAGACCUUACCUCCUGAAGCACGUGGAGAUUUUGACACUCCCUACAAGAUCUUUUUGUCCUCCAUUCUGGUGGCAAGCAAGUAUCUGAGCGAUCACUCGUUGCAGAAUAAAACCAUAGCGGACAUUACCAAUGGGCUUUAUACCAUCAAGGACGUAAAUACCAUGGAACGAAGUUUUCUGGGAUUACUAAAGUACGAUCUUUGGGUAGAUCGCGACGAAGUGAAAAAGUUCUUGGAGGAACAUCGGGAUUUAGCUCUCGACGUUGAUUGGGACGUUUAG